AUCACGUUGGCACUUCCUGCUCCUCCCAAUUCAAAGAUGGCAGCCACGGUACAGAGACGAGCGACGACAUAAAUUUAGGAGUUUUGUUAUGAAACCGAAUAGGGUUGUAAAGCUGUUACGUGCAUGGUUUUGACAUGAAACCGGUAACAUUUGUACCUGCCUAUGUGUCGUCCCGGAAAGAGUAUUGACGGGUUCAGAAAUAACAUGAAUUUCUGUAGGCUAAGCUAGCAAGCAACGGUUAGCAAAUAAAUGAACUUGGUUCUUUUGCCACUCACGGAGAAAGCAGUUGGCCUGCAUACGGUAUUUUGACAUCCUGCAAGCUUAUUUUCGUCAUGGCCAUCACUCAAUUUCGUCUAUUCAAGAUCUGCACAUGUCUUGCAAGCUUGCUAUCUUUCUUCAAGAGGUUGAUAUGCAGAAGUGGAAGGGGCCGCAAGCUCAGUGGUGAUCAAAUAACCCUUCCAACAACAGUGGAUUUUUCAUCAUCAGUACCAAAACAGUCCGCACAACCAGAAAUUGAAGAAUGGAGUUCUUGGGAUGAAGACGCUCCUACAAGUAUUAAGAUUGAAGGCGGCAACGGAAACGUUUCCCCUUCACCCAAUGAUGUAGACGAAGAGCCCGACUACUUCAAAGACAUGGCUCCCACUAUCAGGAAAACACAGAAGAUUGUGCUGAAGAAAAGGGAACCUUUGAACUAUCUGGUGCCUGAUGGCUCAGCAGGAUUCUCCAGCAGACUGGCAGCAUCUCAGGAUAUGAUGACAUUCAGUCCACCCUCGGCCGAACUGGGAGAAAUGGACAACUGGCAGGAAGACACAAACGCCUGGGAGGAUGAGUCCGACGCUGCUUGGGAGGCAGAGGAGGUGCUCAGACAACAGAAGAUGGCUGAGAGAGAGAAGCGUUCCAUGGAGCAGCAAAGGAAAAAGAUCGAGAAAGAGGCUCAGAGGAUGAUGAAGAAGGAGCAGAAGAUUGCUGUGAAGCUCUCGUAACAUUUUAGAAAUGCUCAGUUUUGAGCCGAAGGGAUUGAGGUGGGGGCACUAAGACACUAGCUCGAUCAUUACUCUGUCUGUAACGUCGUCACACCAACCAGGAUUAUCACUGUACGCUAUUUAUCUGUUAGCAAUCUGUCCUCCUUCUCCUUCUGUUUCAACCAGCAGCCAUUUUAGUCAGAUUUCCAGCUACAGCAGUGUGCAGUGCGUCAGACUCAAGGACAGAUACUCACUACUCGUGGCAAUAUCAUUUUUGGUCUUCAAACUAGUUCAUACAAUCCAGUCCAUCUUAGGUUAAAGGUUGGAAGCAGCUGUGAAGUACCAUUUACAUUCUAAUUCAAUGUGUUAGGUAGCAUAGAAAAAUACUCAGUUUUAUUAUUUUUUCCCCAGGAACAUUUGUAAAUAAAAUGGUACCUGUGCUACCUUUUGAAUCUCAAAUAGGGAGUACAAUUCCUUAUCUUUGUCUUUUUAUGACCUCACAGGACAAAGGAGUGUAAAUUAUUUAAUGCAUCACUGUAUGCCAGUGACAUCCCUCGGUUUGCUCGAUUAUUGUGUUUUUAUAUUUAUGUUUUUCAUGGUCUUUUUUUCUAAUUAAUGUUGCUUAAUAUUUACGUGAUCUUCCUGUGCUGUACAGCCCUUAUACACUGGAAAUCUGCAUUAGAAGAAAGGUUGGAGUAUUUCAAACCGAGUAUGGAUAAAUUACCAUAGACUAGAAUCUUGCCCAACUAUGAACACUAGCUGUGGGUUCCUAUGGUAAUCUCAUGGCUACUGGUCCGCCGUUCAUUGUCCUCAUUUUUUCAGCUUUUAAUAUCGGAGGAAAAUAUCCAGUCAUCAAUUCAUUCAUUUUUUGAGUGUUGGGGUAGAGGUCUUGAUCUUUGCUAUUAAAUAGUAUGCUCACUGCACAGAUGCCGCCUCUAUAAAACACAGCUCACCAAAAACAAAAAAAAAAAUACAUUUUUGCUACCUUGCUCUUCUGAAAACGUAAAGCUAACGGCUGGGGGUGAUGGUUUUGACUAAAAUGGAGUUAUGAAAUGGAGUUACUGGUCACUGUUGCCAUGGAAACUUUGGCAGGUGGAGAAACUGAUUUGAUGCAAGUCGAGGGAAGAAAAUUUCUGUACUUAGUGUUACAAUUAGAAAAGCUUUGCAAGUAGUGUGACAUGGCUGGGUUAAUAUUUCUCGAAUGAAUCAUUGAUAUACUCCCAUGUGCUGAUUCAGUUAAAACUCUGAUGAUAAAGUGAUAAAUAUGAUGUUGAUUAGUGCAUGGCCAGGUUUAAUUGAGAGCAGAUGUUUAUUUCAAGGGAAUUUCAUUCUUCAGCAAACUUUCUUUGUGGAUGUGUUUUCUUUGGAAGUGCUCAUUCCCUCAGUUUUUUUUUCACUGAAAACAGCUUGAUGUUCUGUUGGUGUUACUGUUGUUUUCUUUUUCAUUUUUCACUUCACUUUUUACUUUUUCCAGAUUUUUUCCCCUUUUCCCCACUGUAAUGUUUGAGCACAAACAAAGACAGUACAUGGUGUAAUGAGUCUACAAGCUCAGUCCAGAUUUGGCAGAUUGUGUACCUGUUGUAAUAGUCCACAGGUUCCACACAGGUUUUUAAUAAAAUGCUUGGAUUCAUACCUCUA
Molecule: messenger RNA, 2600 nt
Organism: Mugil cephalus (flathead mullet)
Lineage: Eukaryota; Metazoa; Chordata; Actinopteri; Mugiliformes; Mugilidae
Gene: ebag9
Product: estrogen receptor binding site associated antigen 9
Exons: 7
Coding region: 333-983 (216 amino acids)
Cellular component (GO): secretory granule
Source: RefSeq, a predicted model, not a curated record